GGAGGUGGGAGUGUAAACAACCAAUGAGGGAGGAGGCAGAGUAUGAAGAGUUAAAAGUAUCAGAAAAGAAUGCUCUGCUUAGGGUCAGUUUUAUUUGCCUUUCUGGUGGCUCUAGUGGGCUUGUCAGCAGGUCACUCGCCCACAUAACCAUCUUGCCAGUAUUUUUGACUGUUACUAUUUUUGUUUUUGUUUAUUUGAGACAAGACUUCAUAUAUCCAGGCCGCCUCUGAACUUGCCAUGAGCUUAGAUUUCAAAUGAAGAACUUCGGAUCCUCCUGCCUCUGCUGAGAUUGCAGAGGCAUGCCCACAAGAGGAAGAAUGGCAAGGAGUGUGAUUGACAAGGUGUCAGGAAGGUUCCUGUGAGUUUAGAGGCGCCAACAGAACAACUAAAGCUGCCCACAAUGGAACUGCACUUACUUUGGCACUCCACCAGUGGUUCACCAGAUGUUGAGACAGGCCACAAAUUGGCUGCGAAUAGAAGAUGUUACCGCAGGACAUGCCUAAUUAUGAUGGAGUACUUAUUGUUAACACAGAAACCCUUGAGAAGACGGUGCCACAUCAGGAUGCAGAGAUUCUGAUACAACCAGCACUCAUUGCAGGGAUUGGCAAUUCCAUGGAAAGGAGGAGGAAAGAGCUAAGACUGCCAACUCAAGGUCAAGGGUUUGUUUCCAUCACCACCCUCACUGUGCUGGCCUAUGAACGUUAUAUCCGUGUGGUACACGCCAGAGUGAUCAAUUUUUCCUGGGCCUGGAGGGCCAUUACCUAUAUCUGGCUCUACUCCUUGGCAUGGGCAGGAGCACCUCUCCUUGGCUGGAACAGGUACAUCCUAGAUGUACAUGGACUGGGCUGCACUGUGGACUGGAAAUCCAAGGAGGCCAACGACUCGUCCUUUGUGCUCUUCUUGUUUCUUGGCUGCCUGGUGGUGCCUGUGGGCACCAUAGCCCAUUGCUAUGGUCACAUUCUGUAUUCUGUUCGAAUGCUUCGCUGUGUUGAAGAUCUUCAGACAAUUCAAGUGAUCAAGGUUUUAAGAUAUGAGAAGAAAGUCGCCAAGAUGUGCUUCUUGCUGGUCUUUGUCUUUCUCACCUGCUGGAUGCCUUACAUUGUGACCCGCUUCUUGGUGGUUAAUGGCUAUGGACACCUGGUCACUCCAACAGUGUCCAUUGUUUCUUAUCUCUUUGCUAAAUCCAGCACUGUGUACAAUCCAGUUAUCUAUAUCUUCAUGAUCAGAAAGUUUCGGAGGUCCCUUCUGCAGCUCCUCUGCUUCCGGCUGCUGAGAUGCCACCGGCCUGCUAAAAACCUGCCAGCAGCUGAGAGUGAAAUGCAGAUCAGGCCCAUCGUGAUGUCACAGAAAGACGGGGACAGGCCAAAGAAGAAAGUGACCUUUAACUCCUCUUCCAUCAUUUUUAUCAUCGCCAGUGAUGAGUCCUUGUCAGCAGAUGACACUGACAGAAGCAGCGCGUCCAAGGCCAACGUAAUCCAGGUUCGCCCUCUGUAAGAACGGAAGAUGGAGACUCACAUGAGCCGCCACACGUCUACUGUAAAGACUGUCCCGGAGUCCCCAUUUUGGGUAACAGCAGUGGAAUCUCCAUGGCCCUGCAGGAAAUCUGAAUUGCCCAUAUGUUGUCUGUCCUCAAGAAGCGACCGAGCAAGACAAAUUGGUGCUUUAUAACAUGAGAGACUCCUGGUGGCACAAGGCUAGCAUCCGGCACCGCCAUCUACCAUGCCAGGAUUCAACAUUUGAACGACCGUACUUGCCAAAGCACAGAAGACAUUUUGUUUCUCAAAUAUGUCCCACUGUAAAAAUAACCAUCUCUUACACACGUGUGCAGUGUGGCCAGGACACGUGGAGUCCAUUGGCGUGUUGGGUCCCCUUCUGUGUCACGUUGUAUGUUUGACUAAUUCGGCUUGUAAAGGAGGUAAUAAAUCAAUCCCUAGUUUCAUCUGAAA
Messenger RNA from Psammomys obesus (fat sand rat), 1946 nucleotides. RefSeq names its product opsin 3 (gene Opn3). The transcript has 7 exons. Gene Ontology annotation, biological process: G protein-coupled receptor signaling pathway. The record is from RefSeq and is a predicted model, not a curated record. Gene Ontology annotation, molecular function: G protein-coupled receptor activity. Lineage: Eukaryota; Metazoa; Chordata; Mammalia; Rodentia; Muridae. The coding region runs from base 481 to 1494 and encodes 337 amino acids. Gene Ontology annotation, cellular component: photoreceptor outer segment; membrane.